AUGGUCAUCAUUGACAAGUCCGGAGUUCAUCACCUCCAGGUUCGAUGCUGCGAUUGUCCAAAUGCCAUGAGUCCAGACCUUCAAAUGUUUCAACAUGGAUUUUUCCCCGCUUCAUUUAACAAGCCGAAGACUUUGUUCACCUUCAGGGUUCUCGAUGAUUUUCUAUUGGACAACCUUGAAUGUGGGACCUCGGCGAUGAACUAUUACAGCAAGCUCCGGCGAAUGACCUCGAGCAUGUUUCCACACCUUGUACCAGACCGAUACCGAGAGCUCAUGAGAGUCGCCCAACAGUGGAGGCAGUUGAAGAUGAUGAAAUGGCAUGGCUUUGGCCAUUGUGCUGACAGCCUGAAUGCAGGAGAUCUCACAUUAUUUGCCUGGCAUGUCCUUAGCCUGGGAUUAAUGUUCUUCUUCAAUACUGAAGUCACCUCAGUGAUAAUAACAACUCCAAGGUCGAAAUACACCCGGUCAUUUGUUAUGGAUGGAAAUUUCAAAGCCAAACACCUGCAUCCCAUGAAGCUGCUUGAUGAAGUUUGGCUGUCAGAUGGGUAUAAAAUGCAUCUUGCAGAGGCUGCCGACACUUUAGAAAAAUCAAGCUGCAACAAUCACCAGGCAGUAAAUCAAGCAAAUGCGGCUCGGCACAAGCUGGAAUCCACGGGCAUUGGGGGAGUAGCCUGUGCUCGACACGGUUGCUUUGUUCCUCACUUGAUGGUAGAUUUUCAGAAAGGCAAAAGGCAAGCCGACCCGGCCAUUUGA
Suillus subalutaceus is the source of this 753-nucleotide messenger RNA. RefSeq lists its product as uncharacterized. NCBI's taxonomy places the organism in Eukaryota, Fungi, Basidiomycota, Agaricomycetes, Boletales, Suillaceae. The transcript has 4 exons. The record is from RefSeq and is a predicted model, not a curated record. The coding region runs from base 1 to 753 and encodes 250 amino acids.